ACCCAAGCGGCUAGGGAACCUGUCCGCGACUCGCCCCUUCCGACGCCGAUACGGCGAUACCGACCCCGUUCGAUCCCUCAUUCUUACGCCGGCCUGGAGCCCUCAGCUCAGCCCUCGGGCUCGGCAGACCAUCUCGGCUGCUCGCCUACUCCCUAGUCCCUACUCCCCACGGUCAUUCUCGUGCAGCCGGGCCGGCGGCACCGGAACAGGGCGCAGCCGGAGCAGCGGCGCCUUGUGCUUGUGCCACUGCCCACAUCCAGCGGUCUGGCGCCUCCACUGUUCUAUUCCUUUUCGUCUGCUCCAAUCCAGCUGCGGCCUCUAAUUUGUGGAGGUGGAACUUGCUUCUUUGAGCGAAAGCAUCCGUCGAUUAAUCCGAAAAGUCUUCAGAGCUAGUAACCAUGCCCCUGCUCCGCAACUCCAAUCCCUCCACCAUGAAGAUAUCCUGGGGUAAGAAUUCCAAGGUUAAGAAACAGUCGGUGGUAGUAUCAACUAUACCAGGCCUACCAUUUGGAGUGGGGAGUGACAACGAUGAGGUUGAAAGGGAGGAAAAAUCAGAUGCAAACACAAACUGUCCUGGAACAAAGCCAGUUGAAACUGCUGAGUUGCUCCAGAGUCAGGGAGACAAGCUAGCCGAGGAAGGGAAGUACCAUGAAGCACUUGCUAAAUGGGAGGCUGCGCUUAUCUUGACACCUGAUAAUGCAAUACUUCAUGAGCAGAAAGCUCAGGUUUUACUUGAAGUGGGGGAUGCAUGGCGUGCACUGACAGCAGCAACCAGAGCAACAGAACUGGAUCCAUUUUGGCCUGAGGCUUGGGUUACCCUUGGUAGAGCACAGCUAAAUUUUGGGGAGCCAGAUUCAGCUAUACUGACUUUUGACAAGGCGUUAGCUAUCAAGCCUGAUUAUAACGAUGCAAAAGCUGACCGAGAAACUGCUGCUCGUCUAGUCAAGAAACGAGGGCAGCUGCAUACAUCAGGGUUAAGUGCUAACAAGAGACGCUUCACAGUUGGGGAGUACCCAGAGAAGGGUGCAGAGGGCGAAGAAAAAGGGAAAGAAACAGCUGUAUAGUCCAGUUAGUCUGCUCCCUUUUAAUCCAGGUGUGGCUGUCCUAGAAUGGAGGGAGCUCAUGUAAGAUGUAACCGUUUCAGGAUUCUGCUCUAAUUUUGCAUGUCAGGAUUCUGGAUCUCUGAGCUUCUCGGUUGUGACAAAGCUGUAUCAUCGCUCUGUGAAACUAUAAGGUAUAUAGAGGUCUAGAAGGUGAGUAUCGUGAAGCCAUGUGGUGUUUGUGCAUAUUCCUGUGAGCCAUGUGCUAAUGUGCCUCGUUGGCCCGGCUUAUUAUCAGUGUCAAUGUAGACCGAUGGGCCAGCUAAUUUGUUAGAAUCUGUAACAAGCCUUUUUAACUGGCAGCUUCUAUGCAGUGUCACAAGGAUUGUUGACUAUUUAGGAAAGAGAGGAAUGUGACCGUGUGAGAGAAAAAUGUUGUUUGUUCUGCGAAGCUAUAAAAUUUUGGACUAUGAGACUAUGUACAAGCAUCAUUUUACAAGUUGCUA
This is a messenger RNA of Sorghum bicolor (sorghum), 1546 nucleotides long. RefSeq names its product tetratricopeptide repeat protein 33. The transcript has 7 exons. The record is from RefSeq and is a predicted model, not a curated record. The coding region runs from base 399 to 1064 and encodes 221 amino acids. Lineage: Eukaryota; Viridiplantae; Streptophyta; Magnoliopsida; Poales; Poaceae. Gene Ontology annotation, molecular function: protein binding.